UCGCUAACGUCCGACGAAAAGCGCUACUUUGGACAACUCUUUAAAGCAGCAGAUACCGAAGGACUCGGCGUCAUCACCGGCGAUGUCGCCGUCAAGUUCUUUGAAAAGUCUGGCCUGCCCUCCUCUACGCUCGGCCAGAUCUGGGAGAUCUCAGACAAGGACAAUACAGGCUUCUUGACGCCGCAAUCCUUUUCCGUCGCAUUGCGGCUCAUUGGGCAAGCGCAGAAUGGACAAGCCCCAGAUGCGAGUCUUGCCAAGCGGGCUGGAGCUUUGCCAAGGUUUGAUGGAUUUCCUAUGCAGAAAGCCCCUGCGCCGCCCAAGGCGCGGGCCGUACAACCACUGUCUCCCGAGGACCGAGCCAAGUACCUUCAAACCUGGCAGGCUGUCAAUCCUACCAGUCCAUUGCUCGAUGGAGACCGUGCCAAGACAGUCUUUCAAAAGGCGAAUCUACCUAUUGAGCAGCUUGGCCAAAUUUGGGCCUUGACAGAUACAAAGCAACGUGGUGCUCUCGAUAUGGUGGAAUUCAUUGUGGCCAUGCACUUGAUUCAAGGCGUCAUGAAUGGGCAGCUCAAGAGUAUUCCGUCAUCCUUGCCGCCGACGCUGUUUGAAGCGGCCGCGCGGGGUCCUCCUUCUGCCCGCUCGCAGCGCCAGCAGCCUUCUGUCUCGAGCUUACAAGAGCCCUUGCAGCAGCAAUUCUCUGGACAGCGACAGGGCCCAAUUCGAACACAGCUCACUGGACCGCCUGGUCGCGCUUCACCCGCUCCUCGAUCUGAAGUGUGGGAUAUUAAGCCUCAUGAUAAGGCCAAUUAUGACACCUUUUUUGCUGGCAUCGACAAGGACAGCAAAGGCUACAUCACAGGCGAAGAAGCUGUUGGCUUUUUCGUGCAGUCAAAGCUACCAGAAGACGAGCUCGCACAAGUCUGGGAUUUAUCGGAUGUCGACAACUCUGGCAUGCUGAAUGCCGAUUCAUUUGCAGUGGCCAUGCACCUCAUAAAAAUACGAAUGCGUGGUGAAGACUUGCCCAAUAUGCUACCAGCCAGCCUUAUUCCUCCGGCAAUGCGACCAAAAGUCGCGGCACCCACGGCAGCAGUCUUUGCAGAAGCACAAGCUCAAUCAGCACCCAUCCCAUCGUCUGCCGCAGCAGACUUGUUUGGUCUGAAUGACUCGUUUGCGCCUGCUCCUUCGAAAUCACCGCCAGUUGGUGCCUUUGCCAACAACUUUGGUAUUGAUCAAGCAGUCUCGCCUGUUGAUUCCAAUCGUGGUUUUGGCGGCAAGCCAGCAUUUGUUCCAUCAAGCAGCUUUGGACAAGCCAUUCAGCAAGCACCCCAAGCGCGCAACUUUUCACCCGUCCAGCGAAGUAUGGAUCCAGACUUGCUAGGCGACGCUGCACCACAGGAAAGCUUGCGCCAUGCUGGUGACGCAACGGAAUUGGCCAACCUCAACAACAGCAUCAGCUCCCUCAAUAAGCAGCAUGCUGCUACCAAGCAAGAGCGUGCGCAAGUGGAAGCAGAUGUUGGACAGCUCAAAGCACAAAAGCAAGACUUGACUGCAAGACUCGCAAAUGUCCGCGGCAUGUAUGAUGCUGAAGUUGCAGCUGUCCGUCAAAUGCAGGCUGAGCAAGGUCAAAUCAGGAAUGAAAAUAAGGAGCUUGCCAAGGAAGCCUCUUUGCUUGAGGCAUCUCUCGGUGCAGUCAGACAAAAUCAUGAACAACUCACUGCCCAGCUCGCUCAAGACAAGGCCGAGAAUGCAGCCAUCAAGGACAAGAUUCGUUUAGCAAAUGAGGCAAGUACAACGCUCAAAGCACAGCUUGAAACGCUGAAGAAGGACACAAAACAGCAACGUGGUCUGGUGGCCAUCAACAACAAGCAGCUCGCUACGCUUGAAGCUGAGCACGCAAAGAUUCGUCAGGGCAUCGAAGAGGAAAAGCAACAAGCAAUUGCAGCAGAGAAGGAGCGCAUUGAGAUG
Molecule: messenger RNA, 1965 nt
Organism: Protomyces lactucae-debilis
Lineage: Eukaryota; Fungi; Ascomycota; Taphrinomycetes; Taphrinales; Protomycetaceae
Exons: 2
Biological process (GO): endosomal transport; endocytosis
Cellular component (GO): cytoplasm; plasma membrane
Molecular function (GO): calcium ion binding; protein binding
Source: RefSeq, a predicted model, not a curated record